Molecule: messenger RNA, 2808 nt
Organism: Salvelinus namaycush (lake trout)
Lineage: Eukaryota; Metazoa; Chordata; Actinopteri; Salmoniformes; Salmonidae
Product: oocyte zinc finger protein XlCOF6-like
Exons: 6
Coding region: 268-2580 (770 amino acids)
Biological process (GO): regulation of immune system process; negative regulation of transcription by RNA polymerase II; regulation of cytokine production
Source: RefSeq, a predicted model, not a curated record
GACGACCGACUGCUUUGGACGCUUCUGGAACGACACGGUUCAACCACCUCGGUAGCUUGCUAGCCGACAAGAAGUAGAAACAUUGAAGCUCUGUAGACCAUGUUUGUGUAGCUACACAAAUCCAUCCCAGUGAUUUAAACACACUUCUGUUAACGUAUCUACUAGUUCAUUUAAACGUAAUUUGCUUGUUAAAUUUGCUAAUGUGUUAUCGAGCCGAGCACUAGGGUAGUCGCUAAUGAUAGCUAGCUAGCUAACAUUCCCGACACAAUGAGCUCACAAAGCUACUCUCCUCCUGCUAAUGAAGAGGAGGUCUGCUGGACGGAGAAAGCAGCUCUGGGGAUGAACAUUGUCAUUAAAGAAGAAGAGGGGGAUAUUACAGUGAUAGGAACGGAAGAAGCAUGUCGAAUUAAAAGGGAGGAAGAGGAGGAGGAGAUAGAGGCUGUCACAGUGGAAGAGAUGGGAGGGAUAGAGGCUGUCACAGUGGAAGAGAUGGAAGGGUUAGAGGCUGUCACAGUGAAAGAGGAAGAGGGGAUAGAGGCUGUCAUAGUAGAAGGGAUAGAGGCUGUUACAGUGGAAGAGAUGGAAGGGUUAGAGGCUGUCACCGUGAAAGAGGAGGAAGGGAUAGAGGUUGUCAUAGUGGAAGAAGGGGAGGUAGAAGCUUUCAGAAUGAAAAAUGAGAUAGAGGAGGAUAUCACAUUGAAAGAAGAAGACCCUUUUGUAGUGAAAGAGGAGGAGACUGAAGAUCCGAUUAACACCAAUCCAAAAACGAGGCAAUAUUCCGUUUCCUGGCCCUCCCAGGGCUCUACAGUGAAGGAGGACAUCAGAAAGAUACAGGAAGUAUCUAAUGUGACACCCGCGAGUCCCAGACAGUUUGGUGGUGAUGACGAUUCUAUUCACUGCGACAAAGAAUGGGACGUGAAAGACAAGGAUUGGUUUCCUAGCAACAGGCUGAAGGUGGAGUCAUCUCCAGAGAGCCACACCCCAGAGCAGAGGGGGAGUGGUGACAUGUCUUUCCCUCUCCCAGGGUCCCCAGGUCGUGUCUCUCCCACGGUUGCCUUACUGUGGGGUCUGAAGAGGGUGUCUGUGCGGCUGGUGGACUGCAGGAAAACACCGGGUCUGAGUGGAACUGUGAGAGGAGAAGAAGAGGGAGAUUCAGAUUCAGGUGAAAGACCAGACUCAGAGGAGCCAGAGACAUCCAACACAGCAGGACAACACCACUGCUCCCACUGUGGAAAGAGGUUUACCCGGUUAGGGUCCCUGAAAAGGCAUGAGAUGAUACACACAGGAGAAAAGCCUUUCCACUGCUCCCAGUGUGGAAAGAGUUUUGCCAUGUUAUUUUGCCUGAAAAGACAUGAGAUGAUACACACAGGAGAAAAGCCUUUCCACUGCUCCCAGUGUGGAAAGAGUUUUGCCCGGUUAUGGCAGCUGAAAAUGGAUGAGAGAAGGCACAGAGGAGAGAAGCCUUUCCGCUGCUCCGAUUGUGGAAAGAGUUUUACCCAAUUAGGGGGCCUGAAGGAACAUGAGAGAAUGCACACAGGAGAAAAGCCCUUCAACUGUUCCUUUUGUGGAAAGUGUUUUUCCCGGAUGAGGCACCUGAAAACACAUGAGAGAAUUCACACAGGAGAAAAGCCCUACCACUGCCCACAUUGUGGAAAGAGUUUUACCCGGUUGGGGCACCUGAAAACACAUGAGAGAAUUCACACAGGAGAAAAGCCCUUCCACUGCUCCCUGUGUGGAAAGAGUUUUACUCAGUUAGGGGGUCUGACAAAACAUAAGAUAUUACACAAAGGAGAGAAGCAUUUCCACUGCUCCCAUUGUGGAAAGAGUUUUAUCCACAUAUGUUUUCUGAAGGAGCAUGAGAGGACACACACAGGGGAGAAACCAUACCAUUGCUCCUUGUGUGGAACGAGUUUUACCCAGUUAGGAAGCCUGAGAGAGCAUGAAAAGAACCACUCAGGAGAAAAGUCUUUCCAAUGUUCCCAGUGUGGAAAGAGAUUUUUACGAUCACAGCAACUAAAAUCACAUGAGAGGAUACACACAGGGGAGAAACCAUACCACUGCUCCCAGUGUGAAAAGAGUUUUACACAGUUAGGGAGCCUGAACAAACAUAAUAGAAUACACACAGGAGAAAAGCCUUAUCCCUGUGCCUAUUGUCCAAAGAGAUUUUCAGGAUCACAGGAUCUAAAAUCACACGAGAGGACACACACAGGGGAGAAACCAUACCACUGCUCCCAGUGUGAAAAGAGUUUUGCACAAUCAGGGAGCCUGAACAAACAUAAUAGAAUACACACAGGAGAAAAGCCUUACCCCUGUGCCCAUUGUGGAAAGAGAUUUUCACGAUCACAGGACCUAAAAUCACAUGAGCGGACACACACAGGAGAAAAGCCCUACCCCUGUGCCCAUUGUAGAAAGAGAUUUUCACAAUCACAUGACCUAAAAUCACAUGAGAAAACACACACAGGAGAGAUACCUUACCAUUGUUCCCUGUGUGGAAAUGAUUUUUUCCAUUUAGGAAGUCUGCGCAAACAUAAGAAGAGAAAACACUCUGGAGAUGUGUGUACCCAUGUUCCCAUUGCAUAAUGAAUAUCAGGUUGUUAAAUAAAAAAUACAUUUUCCCAGACAGAAGACCUGAAAUCACAUCAUAGAAUAGACAGGCAGUGUUCUGACUUAUGUUUGACUGUUGUUUUAUGCCACAUUAAAUCAUAUUGUUUAUAUGAAAUCAUUCUCUAGAAUAGGCCUGUUUUUAGUUUUUGAGACAGGAUUAUGUCUAAAAUCAGAUUACAAUUUUAAAAUGUAUUUUAUUUUGAU